Messenger RNA from Microtus ochrogaster (prairie vole), 1797 nucleotides. It is a transcript of the gene Wnt6, whose product is annotated as Wnt family member 6. Gene Ontology annotation, molecular function: frizzled binding; cytokine activity. Gene Ontology annotation, biological process: multicellular organism development; neuron differentiation; cell fate commitment. Gene Ontology annotation, cellular component: extracellular region. The record is from RefSeq and is a predicted model, not a curated record. Lineage: Eukaryota; Metazoa; Chordata; Mammalia; Rodentia; Cricetidae.
CUCCCGCCCUUCGCUGCGCUCUGCGCCCGCCGCCCCGGGGCGCACCGCUCCUUUCCAGGAGUCCCGCCGCCUGACUGUCGCAACUGCCACCCCGUGGCCCCCCUGUCCCCCUCCCCCGCCCACGCUUCGGCCCCGCUCCCCUCCCACCCCCGCCCCCGGCUCUGAUUUCUUCUCUCCAGCGAGCUCUGCAGGAGACACAGGCUGCUCGGUCCGCUCUCCGCCUCCGCCGCGCCCUCCUCGCCGGGGAUGGCCCCCCCUGCCGCCACCGCCGCCGCUGCCGGCGGAGUCCUCGUCUCCCGGCAGCCGCCUCGGUCGCCGCGCUUGCCCUAAAGCCCGGCGGUCCGCGAUCCCCGGCUCACCCCGCAGCCUCGCCCCCCUCACCCGUGCCAGACUGCGGUAGAGCGCUCACGAUGCUGCCGCCGGUGCCCUCCCGCCUCGGGCUGCUGCUGCUGCUGCUCCUGUGCCCUGCGCACGUCGGUGGACUGUGGUGGGCUGUGGGUAGCCCCCUGGUCAUGGAUCCUACCAGCAUCUGCAGGAAGGCCAGGCGGCUGGCAGGACGGCAGGCUGAGCUGUGCCAGGCAGAGCCGGAAGUGGUGGCAGAGCUUGCCCGGGGCGCAAGGCUGGGGGUCCGAGAAUGUCAGUUCCAGUUCCGUUUCCGACGCUGGAACUGUUCCAGUCACAGCAAGGCCUUUGGGCGCGUCUUGCAGCAGGACAUUCGAGAGACAGCCUUCGUGUUUGCUAUUACUGCAGCCGGCGCCAGCCACGCGGUCACGCAGGCCUGUUCCAUGGGAGAGCUCCUGCAGUGUGGUUGCCAGGCACCCCGUGGGCGAGCACCACCUAGGCCCACUGGUCUUCUGGGCACCCCUGGACCUCCAGGACCAGCAGGUUCCCCAGAAGCCAGUGCAGCCUGGGAGUGGGGAGGCUGUGGAGAUGAUGUGGACUUCGGGGAUGAGAAGUCAAGACUCUUUAUGGAUGCACAGCACAAGCGGGGACGUGGCGACAUCCGUGCACUGGUGCAACUGCACAACAAUGAGGCAGGCAGGCUGGCGGUGCGGAGCCACACGCGCACCGAGUGCAAGUGCCACGGGCUGUCGGGUUCGUGCGCUCUGCGCACCUGCUGGCAGAAGCUGCCUCCGUUCCGCGAGGUGGGCGCAAGGUUGCUGGAACGCUUCCACGGAGCCUCUCGCGUCAUGGGCACCAACGACGGCAAAGCCCUGCUGCCCGCAGUCCGCACGCUCAAGCCCCCAGGCCGAGCCGACCUCCUCUACGCCGCCGACUCGCCCGACUUCUGUGCCCCCAAUCGGCGCACCGGCUCGCCGGGCACGCGCGGCCGCGCCUGCAACAGCAGUGCCCCGGACCUCAGCGGCUGCGACCUGUUGUGCUGCGGUCGCGGACACCGCCAGGAGAGCGUACAGCUCGAGGAGAACUGCCUGUGCCGCUUCCACUGGUGCUGCGUGGUGCAGUGCCACCGCUGCCGCGUGCGCAAGGAGCUCAGCCUGUGCCUCUGACUCGCGCCUGCCUCGCAACUGCGCGCAGCCCUCUUGGCAAUCUGCGGGACCACUGGAUUCCAGCAGGCGGCGCUGUCUGAGCCCAGCUGCUCUCUAGGGAAAAUACAUAUCUAACUAAGCCUUGAGACACUUGCAGGGGCUGGGAGCUUGAGGUUUACACGUGCCUACGAAGGCUUGAGGACCCUGCCCCUCCAGCAUUCCCCAGAAGGGUCCUGUGCUGUUUUUCUUUUUUGCUGGAGACGAUGCAAACGCUCCCUCCCUUUGGCCUCCCAGAUGGAAAUAAAAAAAA